GUAAAAAUGACGGAAAAGAAACAGCAGGCCAUUUUUUACCAGGACUUAGUGGCAUCAAUCGAAGCUCAUCUUCAUUUAAGGAGAUUGAUCGAUGAACUGGAAUCAUUUUUAUCAAAUCUUUUUCUAUUGCAAUUUGCCACCAGUGGUCUCUGUAUUUGCGGUUCAAUUUAUUGCUUGGCAUUCGAUAUCAGUGACAAUUUUGUGGAACGCAUCGUUCACGUCUAUACGCUCUUUUACAACAUUGCUGAAUUGUUUAUGAUAACGUACUUCGGGAAUGAGAUUUUGAUAUCUAGCAGACGCCUUUCAUACAGUUUGUUUGAAUCGGAAUGGAUCGGGCAAGCACAUUCGACCAAGAAAUGCAUAAUCAUUUUUGGUGAAUAUUUGAAGCAAUCGCAUAAGUUGUUGAUCGGUAAAUUGUAUCCGUUGACUUUGGAAACAUUCACUAGGAUUUUGAAAUCGUCUUACAGCUUGUUAAACAUUUUAACAAAUUUCAAAGAAUAA
Bradysia coprophila is the source of this 501-nucleotide messenger RNA. Its product is annotated as odorant receptor 94b-like. Gene Ontology annotation, molecular function: olfactory receptor activity; odorant binding. NCBI's taxonomy places the organism in Eukaryota, Metazoa, Arthropoda, Insecta, Diptera, Sciaridae. The record is from RefSeq and is a predicted model, not a curated record. Gene Ontology annotation, biological process: detection of chemical stimulus involved in sensory perception of smell; sensory perception of smell. Gene Ontology annotation, cellular component: plasma membrane.